Messenger RNA from Siniperca chuatsi (mandarin fish), 3380 nucleotides. RefSeq names its product oxysterol-binding protein-related protein 3-like. Lineage: Eukaryota; Metazoa; Chordata; Actinopteri; Centrarchiformes; Sinipercidae. Bases 218 to 2668 code for a protein of 816 amino acids. The transcript is spliced from 22 exons. The record is from RefSeq and is a predicted model, not a curated record. Gene Ontology annotation, molecular function: cholesterol binding. Gene Ontology annotation, cellular component: perinuclear endoplasmic reticulum; plasma membrane; cytosol.
CGGCACUGACGCGAGGAGCCCAAAGCCAGGUAGGCUACUAAAUCUCUCUACUGUUAGGACAGGAUGGUGUAGCUUUCGCCACAGAACCUGCUGACUGUUGUGGCGUGGGCUUCAAAGGUCAGAGUGAUGCUGCUGGUGGCUCUGCUGUGAUCUUUGUUGCUGCGGUUUCCACAGAAACGAGACAACGGUGAGGAAAAAGCAGUCAAGUCGCGAAAAGAUGACGUCAGUGUCGCCCACUCACAGUGACAGCAGUGGCUCCUCUAAGCACGACAGUAACCAGGACAGCUGGGAGAUUGUGGAGGGGCUCAGGGGUGUUCCUGCCAGCAUGCAGGAGCCUGACAGACAGGAGGGCUUCCUGCUCAAGAGGAGGAAGUGGCCCAUGAAGGGGUGGCAUAAGAGAUACUUUGUGUUGGAGAAAGGCAUCUUGAAGUAUUCAAAGCGUGGAACUGAUCUGAAGAAGGGAAAGCUUCAUGGCUGCAUUGAUGUAGGCCUCUCUGUCAUGUCAAUCAAGAAGAAAGCCAUGUGCAUCGACCUGGACACGGAGAAUAACAUCUAUCACUUAAAGGUGAAGUCUCCAGAGCUGUUUGAGGAGUGGGUGUCAAAAAUGCGUCAUCACCGCGUGUUUAGGCAGAACGAGAUUGCCAUGUAUCCCCAUGAGAGGCACCUGUUCCACCCCCACACCUCAUCCUCCCCCUCCCUCAAUGACUCCCUUAGAAAAAGGGCUACUCUUACUAAGCAGGCGUCAGUCCACCAGGCUAAGUUCAGUUCUUGGCUCCAUUCCUCAGAAGACAUGGACAAGUGCUGCAAAGACUUGGAGGAAUGUGAAUCGUACAUGCUCGAACUCAACCUGCUGCUGAAGAGCAUGGAGGUCCUCCACCGCACAUACUCAGCCCCAGCCAUUAGUGCACUACAAGCAUCGACUUAUGACAUUCCCAAAAAAGAGAAGAGGCCAAGGAGAUGGCGAUCCAAAAACAAUGGCAAAGAAACCAAAGCCACACUACAGGUCCCAAGCUGUAUCUCCUCCCAAUCCCCUCGUCUCCACGCCUCCAACCCCAAUCUCUCCACCACUGAGUCAAACACCCAGGAGGUCUGUCCCGAAUCCCCAGACUCACCUACAGACGUGUCCCGUCUACAGGAGGACUUCUGCAGGCUGGCCAACAAGAUCCACGCUACACUGAAAUCAGCCUUUAGUUCCUUAGUCACAGAGAGAGACAGACUGAGGCACACCAUCGACAUGCAGGCCCCACAGCCAGUGCAGGUCAUGGGCUUGAAGACCGCCUAUGCCUCAGACUGUCCAGAUGGCUCUCACUCCUUGGUCCACCAGGCGUCCAAUGAGAGCAAAGCAUCUAUCCCAGAUUCGAUAUCAGAAUUCUUUGAUGCUCAGGAGUACCUCCUCUCCUCUUCGUCCUCUGAGAAUGAGGUGUCUGACGAUGACUCGUACAUCAGUGAUGUCAGUGACAGCGUCUCCAUGGAUACCUACAGCAACGAGGGAGGCAGUGACAGACACAACUCUGUUAGCAGUGUGGUGACCCAGGCUCGUCGGCGCUCCACACUGCCCUCUCCCAGCCCCACCAGCAGCGUGAGCCUGUGGAACAUCCUGAGGAACAACAUCGGUAAAGACCUGUCCAAGGUGGCCAUGCCGGUAGAGCUCAAUGAGCCACUCAACACCCUGCAGAAGCUGUGUGAGGAGCUGGAGUACAGUGAGUUGCUGGACACCGCCAACCAGACCCUUGAUCCUUUCCAACGCAUGGUGUAUGUUGCUACAUUUGCGAUAUCAGCAUAUGCAUCCACCUACCAUCGAGCAGGAAGUAAACCCUUUAACCCUGUCCUGGGAGAGACGUACGAGUGUGACAGGCCAGAUAAAAGCUUCAGAUUUAUAGCUGAACAGGUGAGUCAUCACCCACCUGUGUCAGCAUGUCACUCUGAUUCAAGGAACUUUUCGUUUUGGCAAGAUGUCCGAUGGAAAAAUAAAUUCUGGGGCAAAUCUAUGGAAAUUGUUCCCAUGGGAACCACCCAUGUCACACUACCUGCGUUUGGGGACCACUACGAAUGGAACAAAGUGACGUCCUGCAUCCAUAACAUCCUGAGCGGCCAGCGCUGGAUCGAACACUAUGGAGAGAUGGCCAUUAAAAAUAUCAACAGUAAUACCUGCCAGUGUAAAGUCACAUUUGUCAAGGCAAGAUCAUGGAGCUCUACAGUGAACGAGAUAGAGGGCGUGGUUACAGAUUCAAAUGGGAAAGUUGUACACUCCAUUUUUGGAAAAUGGCAUGAGUCAGUUUUUCAAGGAGACCCACCUUCUGCCACGUGUAUCUGGAGAGCAAACCCCAUGCCAGUGGACCAAGAGCAGUACUAUGGCUUCACCCAGUUUGCGGUGGAGUUAAAUGAGCUGGACUCCACCCUGAGACCUCUGCUGCCCCCCACAGACACACGCUUCAGGCCGGACCAGAGACUCUUGGAGGAGGGGAACACAGAAGGAGCCGAGGAGCAGAAACAGAGGAUAGAGCAGCUCCAGAGGGAGAGGAGGAAAGUGCUGCAGGACAACAACAUGACACACCAGCCACGCUUUUUCAAGAAGUCUAAAGAUGACACGUGGGUGAGCAACAAUACAUACUGGGAGCUGCGCAGAGACCCUGGCUUCAGUAAAAUGGACUUCCCUGUGCUGUGGUGACCUCUGCAUUUAAGCAAACCUCUCCACUACAAGUUAUCAUAGAGGGGAAGUAUCAAACUGAACUGAGACCAGCCUCCAAGUGUCCCGACCUGGUUAACAUGAAUCACUCCAUGUCAUGGUAACCCAAACCUGUUUGGACUUCCUGCUUCCUCUUUGAGGACUGAGCAGAGCCUGUACCAACUUCUGUUGGUUUUGUUUCUGUUGUUUAUUACGUUUCUCCUUAAGGGUACAUUUUCUCCUCUCAUCAUGACUAUAAUUUACACAAAUUCAUAUCAUUAUGUCCUGUUGCAUCUCAGCAUUUACCAAAGUGCCUUUUAUUGCAGUGCCUCACUCAAUCAGCUGCUAUAACAGCUAUGCAAAAACACUUUUAUUGAGAGACUUAAAAACCUUGUUUGAAUGACGUCAGCAUGAUAUGUGGACUUCACUGGAGAGAAAAGGAUCAGGGUUGGUAGUGAACUUGUUCAAAAGGUCAAAACCUGCUCAAGUAUUCCUCCAUCCAGUCAGCAUCAUGACCCAAGGACUUUUGCUUACUUAAACCAGUGGCUGACCAGAGCUUGUAAUUGUAAAAGAGGGACUAAAGCCCUUUUUACUGCCUUGUUAUAAUCAGUCAUGACUGUCAUAGGACUGUGGAUAAUGUUUAUCAAUGAGGAAAUCAGCAAUAAUACUCCAUGUUCAAAGACGAUAAUAAACUGUACAAUGGGUGGACAAGUUA